CCCUGACUCGGGUGCCAAUUCCCGAGCUUGCCCAGGCCCGAUUUGGCGGCAUCAUACGAGAGUCUUCGGUCGGGAUCUGUCAAAAAAUCCUCGCUAUCAUCUUAAUCGAAGCCAAUCACCCAAGACCAAUCCGUUACCAAUUGAACGCCCACGCAACACGACCACGAGCACCUCGAGCUCAAUUGACCUCGUCUCGUUCCAGAAACCUCUCCACCCUAUCCAUAUCGACUCGAAUUUAAUCAGACAAAAUGCUCCGGACAACGGGCUCGGCGAUGCUGCGUCGCAGCGUGGUGCAGGCCACUGCACGUCGCGCAUCCUCCACCCACGCCAUCUCGAAGCCCACUCUGGCCAACAUUGAGAAGAGAUGGGAGAGCAUGCCUCUGCAGGAGCAGGCUGAGCUGUGGAUGUCUCUGAGGGAACGCAUGAAGGAGAACUGGAACGAGCUGACCCUCCACGAGAAGAAGGCUGCGUACUGGGUUUCCUUUGGCCCGCACGGCCCGCGAGCCCUCGACCCCCCGGAUGAAGGCAAGAAGGUCGCCAUGGGCGUCGCCAUCGGCCUGGCCGUUAGCUUCAUGAUCUUUGCUACCAUGCGCUCGUUCGCCAAGCCUGCACCUCACACCAUGACCAAGGAGUGGCAGGAGCAGACCAACGAGUACCUCAAGUCGCAAAACACAGAGCCUCUUACUGGUCUUUCGUCCGAGGGUUACUCCGGAAAGGGACAGGUUCAGUCUCCUCCUGCAUCGAAGCACUAAGCUAGGCUGGGAUGCCUUGCUUGAGUAUUUUCUUCGAUUAAAACAAAGCCUUGCUUCUUUUUCUCGUCCCCCAUGGCCGUUUGCCCAUGUACAAAAAGCUUAGAGGCGGGAUUCCCAGGUCUGGUGGCGAUGUCGAUAUCGGGCCACACGCAGUUGGUGUAAACAUUGUAUUCGUACUGAGGCGAAAGUUAGACACUAUUUCCUUGAGUUCAUUGAAUACCAUAUUCGAUAAGGA
Pyricularia grisea is the source of this 987-nucleotide messenger RNA. RefSeq lists its product as uncharacterized. The transcript has 3 exons. NCBI's taxonomy places the organism in Eukaryota, Fungi, Ascomycota, Sordariomycetes, Magnaporthales, Pyriculariaceae. Gene Ontology annotation, biological process: mitochondrial electron transport, cytochrome c to oxygen. Bases 249 to 752 code for a protein of 167 amino acids. The record is from RefSeq and is a predicted model, not a curated record.